Messenger RNA from Miscanthus lutarioriparius, 2412 nucleotides. Lineage: Eukaryota; Viridiplantae; Streptophyta; Magnoliopsida; Poales; Poaceae. The record is from the annotation of a GenBank genome assembly.
AUGGGUCGGGGCGACUCGGCGGCGUCGGCGGCGGAGCAGCAGUCGUCGUCGACGACGGCUCCGUUGCUGGAGAAGACGUCGGUGGAGGCGGAGGCGUCGGAGGCGGGCGGCGGGUACUACUACGUGGAGGGGUGCCCAGGGUGCGCCGUGGACCGGCACAAGGCGGCGAACCCGGGCAUCCCCUACGCCAACUUCAUCUACGUCUGGAUCGUCACGCUCUGCACAGCUUUACCGAUAUCAUCGCUAUUUCCCUUCUUGUAUUUUAUGAUAAGAGAUCUGGGGGUUGCUAAAAGAACAGAAGAUAUCGGGUUCUACGCUGGUUUCGUAGGUGCCUCAUUUAUGUUUGGUAGAUGCUUGACUUCAACAGCCUGGGGUAUAGCAGCUGACCGUAUCGGGAGGAAACCUGUUGUCGUGUUUGGCAUUUCCUCUGUGGUUGUGUUCAAUACAUUGUUUGGUCUGAGUGUCAACUAUUGGAUGGCAAUAGCUACGCGAUUUCUGCUUGGUGCUUUAAAUGGUUUGCUUGGACCAAUAAAGGCUUAUGCCAUUGAAGUUUGCCGACCUGAACAUGAAGCGUUAGCACUAUCACUUGUCAGCACAGCAUGGGGAAUAGGUCUCAUUAUUGGUCCUGCUCUUGGAGGUUAUCUUGCACAGCCUGCAGAAAAUUUUCCAACUGUCUUUUCAACUGACUCAAUCUUUGGAAGAUUCCCAUAUUUCUUACCAUGCUUAUGCACAUCAAUCUUUGCUGCUGUUGUUCUCUUAAGCUGCAUAUGGAUGCCGGAGACUUUGCACAAGCACAAAGUUCAUGAAAAUAGAAGUCAGAACAUUGAAGCUUUGGAGGCCCAUCUGAUUGAUUCAAAAGAAAAGGUUGAAGAAAGUGGUAGUUCAGAUACUAAGAAGAGCCUAUUCAGGAAUUGGCCAUUGAUGUCAUCAAUAAUUGUGUAUUGCAUCUUCUCCUUCCAUGACAUGGCUUACACAGAGGUGUUCUCUCUAUGGGCUGAAAGUGACAAGAAGUAUGGUGGACUGAGUUUAUCAUCUGAGGAUGUUGGUCAAGUUCUUGCAAUCUCAGGUGCCAGUCUUCUUGUAUAUCAACUCUUUCUAUAUCCUAGUAUCAAUAAGGUUCUUGGGCCUAUCAAAUCUUCUCGAAUUGCAGCUAUCCUGUGCAUACCUAUCCUCUUUGCCUACCCCUACAUGACAUACCUGUCAGACCCUGGAUUAUCAAUCAUUUUGAAUAUUGCGUCAGUGAUAAAGAAUAAUCUUGCUGUUACCAUCAUUACAGGCACUUUCAUCCUUCAAAAUAAUGCUGUGCCUCAGGACCAAAGAGGAGCUGCAAAUGGACUGUCCAUGACAGGGAUGUCCUUUUUCAAGGCACUUGCUCCAGCAGGAGCUGGCAUUGUGUUCUCAUGGGCACAGAAACGCCAGCAUGCCUUUUUCUUUCCAGGUGAUCAGAUGGUAUUCUUCCUCCUGAACGUCAUCGAGCUGCAUGUUGUCGGAGCCGAUGGUGGUGGCGAUGGAGGCGACCCCCUGCUUCACCUGGUCGGCGUGACAGCAACCGGCGGCCGACGACGAGGUGUUGGGAAGAGUAGCAAGGCAAGAGCGGCAGGUGAAGCUGAGGGCAGCAACAGCCUUGCUAGGCAGAGACGUCAGAUUGACAAGUCUCUUUUGAUCAAGAGCACUGUCUCAUUCAAGACAGGAGGACGGGAAAGGAAAUUAGAAUUGGCAUUAGGCAUGGUGGAUUAUGGUACCUGGACGGGAAGGAAAAUGGAGUCUAAGCCUUACUAUGGGGAGAAGACUGAUUUGAGCUCCUUGUUUGAGCUUGGUGAACCAAGCAUGAGUGUGUAUGAACAAGAGGGGAUGGAUGGCAUAGAUGUAGUACAAGAUAAUGAAGGGCGCAAGAUUUUGGUGUUGGCUGUGUAUGUGGAUGGUAUUAUCAUUACUGAUGAUGAUGAAAAAGAGAUCAUACGACUCCAGAAAAAUCUAAGUAAGGAAUUUGAGGUCAAGGACCUCGGGAAACUCAGGUACUUUCUUGGCAUUGAGAUUGCACGAAAUCCAAAAGGUAUUGUUCUUUCACAAAGAAAGUAUAUUCUAAACUUACUAAGUGAGACAGGCAUGCUUGGAUGUCGACCAGUAUCAACACCGAUUGAUUUAAAUCACAAGUUAUGUGCCGAAUCAGGUAAUCCAGUAAAUAAAGAAAGGUACCAAAGGCUUGUUGGGCGCCUUAUCUAUUUGUGCUAUACGAGGCCUAACAUAUCCUAUGCAAUGAGUGUUGUGAGCCGGUAUAUGCAUGACCCAAGAAGUGGUCAUUUGGAUGCUGUUUACCGAAUCAUAAGAUAUUUGAAGAAUAGUCCGGGAAAGGGGCUCCUGUUUAAGAGUCACGGUCACCUAAAUGUGGAAGGCUAUUGCGAUGCUGAUUGA